GCCAGAACCAUGGUUCUCGUAUGCAUAUAUCGGAACAAAUCUCCGUAGGAAGUCUUGGGUCGCACGGAUUCCCGAGAGAGACGGAUUGUUGACCAAUGUCCGCAUCCGGCACCUGCAUGUACGCAAUGGAAAUCCCCGUGGCACCUCUUGUGUUGAGCUUGUGUUUGGUAGUGCGUUACACGGCUGCUCCUCUAUCACAUCAUCCCUUGUGCAACCCAGGUGGCCAAGAUUUGUUGAGCGACCUGGGUGAUGAGCUGGUCUCUUUCGAGUCUAUUGAGACUCUGCAUAGGAAACAGGGUGUCGCGUAAGAGUGAUGCCGAUGUGGUCCCAGGAGUGUGAUAAUCAGGG
Molecule: messenger RNA, 348 nt
Organism: Aspergillus ibericus CBS 121593
Lineage: Eukaryota; Fungi; Ascomycota; Eurotiomycetes; Eurotiales; Aspergillaceae
Exons: 1
Coding region: 96-308 (70 amino acids)
Source: RefSeq, a predicted model, not a curated record